AUGACAUCUACAGGUAAUGAGACAAUACAAUUGAAGCCAAUAUCAGCCAGGGUACGUGGUGAGAUAGAAGAAGAAGGAAAGAACCGACCAGAUCUAGAACAUACAGUAAAAUUUACACAACCGAAUGAAGAAAUUGAAGUCGUAAAUUCACCAACAGAAGCAGAAACAUAUCCAGAAGGUGGCUGGAAAGCUUAUAGUGUUGUAUUUGGCUCAUUUUUGGGGUUGGUUGCUGCUUUUGGAACUUUAAAUUCAAUUGGAGCUAUACAAGCAUAUAUAUCAACUCAUCAAUUGAAAAAUAUUCAAACUUCAACCUUAUCCUGGAUCUUUUCAAUUUAUAUGGCGUUAUCAUUUGCAAAUUGUGUAUUUGUUGGACCUUUAUUUGAUGUUCGUGGUGCUAUGUUACCAAUGACUAUAGGUACUAUAUUUAUGGUUGGUGGAUUUUUCGCCGUUGCCAAUUGUUCAAGAGUUUACCAAUUUAUAUUGGCAUUGAGUUUAUGUGUAAGUACAGGUAAUGCUUUAGUUAUAGCUCCAUUGAUCGGAGUUUUAAGUCAUUGGUUUAAUAUUAAUCGAGGAAGAGCAAUUGGAUUGGCAACUACGGGUGGUUCAAUAGGUGGUAUUGUUGUGCCUAUAAUGUUAAAGUCAUUGUUUACAAAGUUUGGAUAUACGUGGACAAUUAGAAUAUUGGCAUUCUUUUGCCUUGGUUGUAUGAUAGUAUCAAUCAACUUAUGUAAAUCAAGAUUCAAUAGAAAAAUCACAAAGUAUAGUAGGAGUAAAGGUAAAUUUGAGCAAAGUUUAUCGUAUCUUAAAGAAUUAUUUGAUUUAAAAUCAUUAAAAGACUUGAAAUAUGUAUUUUGUAUAGUUGGAACUUUUGCAACAGAAUUGUCUUUAUUGUCAGUGUUGACAUAUUAUUCUACUUAUGCUAUUGCACAAGGUAUGUCAGAAUCUCAAUCAUUUGAUUUGUUAACGAUUUUCAAUGCUGCUGGAGUUUUGGGACGAAUGGUACCUGGGUUCUUAGCAGAUAAAGUAGGAAAUUUCAAUAUUAUGGUCCUUAUGUUAAUUGGAUAUUCAUUAUCCAUAUUAUUAUUAUGGGUUCCAUUUGGUUACAGCUUUGGUGUGCUAUAUGCAUUUGCUGUAAUCUGUGGUUUUUUCAGUAGUUCAAUAUUAAGUUUGACACCUGUUUGUUUGAGUUCAAUUACACCAGUUGACCAAUUUGGUCAAAGAUAUGGUUUAUUAUAUUUCUUCGUUAGUACAGGUAACUUAUUCGGUAUUCCAGUAAGUGCUGCAAUAAUUGGAAAUGGAUCGAAGAGAAAUUAUCAAAUGUUUGCCGUAUUUUGUUGUGUAUUUGCAUUUGUCGGCACUUUCUUUUGGUACAUGAGUAGAUUUAAAUCGGUAGGUACAAAAUUUAAUAUUAAAAUAUAA
Insectozyma verbasci is the source of this 1419-nucleotide messenger RNA. NCBI's taxonomy places the organism in Eukaryota, Fungi, Ascomycota, Pichiomycetes, Serinales, Debaryomycetaceae. The record is from the annotation of a GenBank genome assembly.